Molecule: messenger RNA, 765 nt
Organism: Frankliniella occidentalis (western flower thrips)
Lineage: Eukaryota; Metazoa; Arthropoda; Insecta; Thysanoptera; Thripidae
Product: transmembrane protein 234 homolog
Exons: 5
Coding region: 136-540 (134 amino acids)
Source: RefSeq, a predicted model, not a curated record
CCCACCCCGUGUGUGUGUGUGACGGUGUGAGUGUGGCGCGGCGCGGUCGGGGUCGGGUUCAAACACUGUCCAUGUAAUGUUGAAUGUUUGAUCGUUUCCAAUUUUGUUCAUGUUCUUAUAUUUGACAUCUACAGAAUGUCCGUGUCUGUUGAUUCUUUGCUAUGGCUUACACUUGUUGGCUUCUUAUGGGGAGGCACCAAUCCAUUUCUGAAGAAAGGCGCCACAGGAAUGGAUAAAGUUGAGGGAAAUAAUAUUAUUGCUCGUUUAUGGAAGGAAGUUUAUUUGCUGCUCUUGAAUUGGAAGUAUAUGAUACCUUUUCUUCUUAAUCAGUCGGGGUCAGUAGUAUACUUCCUCACCCUUCAAAAUACAGAAAUGUCCGUUGCAGUUCCCAUAGCAAACUCACUGACAUUUGUUUUCACUGCAAUUUCUGGCUGGUUUCUCAGCGAAGGCAUACCUAAUGCAAAAACAUUUAUUGGGAUUGCCCUGGUUUUGAGUGGAAUAUCUCUAUGUGUUUUUGAAAAAUCAUCUUAUACCGCAUGAUAAUGUCAACCUGAAAAGUUCAAUUAAGAUGCAGAAUUGAAUUGAAUUGUUUAUAGUUCAUCCAAAUAUACAAGUAUACAAGCCAUAAGAGUAUAUAAGAAACAAAAUGCCAAAAUAAACAAAAUAACAUAGAAAAUAAACAUGGAAAGUAAGCAUAGAGAAGCCUGUAGAAGCCUACUUUAUUAGUUUUCUUUCUAUAAUUAAAACAAUGUAACUAAACCUUAA